This is a messenger RNA of Fusarium poae, 1209 nucleotides long. RefSeq lists its product as uncharacterized. Gene Ontology annotation, molecular function: nucleic acid binding. Bases 1 to 1209 code for a protein of 402 amino acids. The record is from RefSeq and is a predicted model, not a curated record. The transcript is spliced from 4 exons. Lineage: Eukaryota; Fungi; Ascomycota; Sordariomycetes; Hypocreales; Nectriaceae.
AUGCCCUCACAAUCAAAUCUGAGAGCUGCUCAGGCCGUUGUUCUUUCACGCCAGCGACUUCGCCGCGGUCUCAAUCGUGAUGCUGCCGGCCGCCGAAAGAAGCCACUGACUCUUCGUGCUGCUGAAGCUCGAUAUGCCGGCUCUGCUCGUGCAUCUAUCGGCCGCAUCGUCAAGAGACUUGAGGCUGCGAAUACCGUAGAUUAUGAGGAUGUUGUCGAUCCUAAGAUGGGGCGCCCGCGGCAACUCACGGAUGAGGAAGAAGAAGCUAUCGUGUGUUAUAUCGUCUGGAUGGAAAAGUCAGGCCUGCCUGCCUCCAAGUGGGAAAUAGAAGAUGCAGCACUUACUCUGCGGCGCCGCCGUGAUCCUGAUGCGAGACCUGUGAGCAAGAUGUGGUACUCUCGCUUCCGCGAUGAUCAUCCUGAGCUUGCGAAAUCGAUAUUGAAGUCGAGAGAAGCUUCGCGUGCCGAAUAUGAGGAAGGCGGCGUUGAUGAUACGAAGGAGUGGUUCCAACGCCUCAGCGAUGUGAUGACGAAGUACAAUAUCGGUGCAUCAGAGACCUGGAAUGCAGAUGAAGCAGGAGUUAGAGUCGGAAUGCUACGAGAUAAGAUGGAAUGCCUCGUUGUACGCACCAAGAAGAAGUCAGCAACAGAGUCGUUGCCAACGCUUGAGUGGGCGUUCAUUGAAGGCGAUCCUGAUAUGCGCUUCGCUCAGUCAGACUCGGCAUUCUCAAGUGCGGCGAUAACGCUCGAGUGGGCGAAGCACUUCAACCGAUGCUCGUGGGAGAAAUCUGCUACUGUACAGAAACGUCAGCUUGAUUUUGAAGAGUGGUUUGGGUGUAAUGAGCACCUUCAGGAUACAAAUAACCGCUUGGUUACUCACGAUAUGCCUCCCGCGGCGAGGCCUGAUGAUGAGGCUGUAUGGCGGCUGCUCGUUAUCGACGGCUUCACAGGCCACGGCUCAUUCGAAUUACGAGAAUAUAUGAUAAAGUUCAAUAUUCUCGUAGCAUUUCUUCCGCCUCAUUCAACGCAUAUACUCCAGCCGAUGGAUAAGAAGCUUCGUGAGGCGUUGCGGAAGGGAAAUCUUACCUUUGGCCGGCGUGCCUUUGCAGGAGCUUUUCAGGAGAUCUUUAAUGAAGGCUUCACUGCCGCUCACAUCAUCUCGGGCUUCCAAAAACGGGCAUCUACCCUCCCACAGACCGACCUGCCAUAG